This is a messenger RNA of Capsaspora owczarzaki ATCC 30864, 3755 nucleotides long. RefSeq names its product amoeboid myosin I. Gene Ontology annotation, biological process: actin filament organization; vesicle transport along actin filament. NCBI's taxonomy places the organism in Eukaryota, Filasterea, Ministeriida, Capsasporidae. The transcript has 10 exons. Gene Ontology annotation, cellular component: microvillus; vesicle; actin cytoskeleton. The record is from RefSeq and is a predicted model, not a curated record. Bases 24 to 3524 code for a protein of 1166 amino acids. Gene Ontology annotation, molecular function: microfilament motor activity; actin filament binding; ATP binding.
UUUUUUUUUCUUACUCUUUCUUCAUGCCGCAGUACCAUUGGCAGUCCAAGAACGUCAAGUCCUCGGGUGUCGAGGACAUGGUCCUCUUGUCCAAAAUCUCAGAGGACCAGAUUGUCGACAAUCUCAAGAAGCGCUACAUGGAUGAUUUGAUCUUUACAUACAUUGGGCCCGUGCUGAUUUCAGUCAACCCUUUCAAGUCCAUGCCCUACUUUACUGAUCGCGAGAUUGAGCAGUAUCAAGGCGCCUCUGCUCACGAAAACCCGCCGCACGUCUAUGCGCUCUCGGACAACAUGUACCGCAAUAUGCUCAUCGAGAUGGAAAACCAAUGCGUCAUCAUCUCGGGCGAGUCGGGUGCUGGCAAGACGGUCGCUGCCAAGUACAUUAUGCAGUACAUUGCGCGUGUCUCUGGUGGUGGUCCCGCCGUCCAGCGCGUCAAGGAUGUCAUUCUCGAGUCCAACCCGCUUCUCGAAGCCUUUGGCAACGCCAAGACUGUGCGCAACAACAACUCGUCCCGUUUCGGCAAGUACUUUGAGAUUCAGUUCUCUCGCGGAGGUGAGCCAGACGGUGGCAAGAUUUCCAACUUUUUGCUGGAAAAGAGUCGCGUGGUUGGCCAAAACCGCGAGGAGCGCAACUUCCACAUCUUCUACCAGCUGUGUUUCGGCGCCAAUGCUCAGCAAAAGGAGGCCUUCGGCAUCACUGAGCCACAGUACUACAACUACCUGAACAAGAGCGGUUGCUUCACUGUUGACGGCACGGACGACGUCGCCGAAUUCCACGAAACGACAAAGGCUAUGGGCGUCAUGGGCCUGAGCAACGACAUCCAGAAUGAGGUGUACAAGAUUGUUGCAGGUAUUCUGCACCUGGGCAACCUCGAGUACGUCGAGAAUGGCAACUACGCCCAGGUCGCCGAUCCCCAAUUCCUCGAAUUCCCCGCCUAUCUUCUCGGCAUUGAGGCAGACCAGCUCAACCAAAAGCUCACCAGUCGCAUCAUGGAGAGCAAGUGGGGUGGCAAGACUGAAGUGACGAAUGUGACGCUCAACGUUGAGCAGACCAUGUACACUCGUGAUGCACUCUCCAAGGCACUCUACUCGCGCUUGUUCGAUUUUCUCGUCCAGACUAUCAACGCUGCCAUGGUCAAGCAGAAAGUCGAACUGGCCAUUGGUGUGCUCGAUAUUUAUGGCUUUGAGAUUUUCACGAAAAACGGCUUUGAGCAAUUCUGCAUCAACUUUGUCAACGAGAAGCUUCAGCAAAUCUUCAUCGAACUCACGCUCAAGGCCGAGCAGGAAGAGUACGUCCGCGAGGGCAUCCAAUGGACCCCCAUUCAGUUCUUUAACAACAAGGUUGUGUGCGACCUCAUCGAGUCCAAGCGCCCGCCAGGCGUCAUGUGCGUGCUCGACGACGUGUGCGCCACGCUGCACGCUCAGGGUGACGGCGCUGAUGGCAAGUUCUUGGAAAAGCUUGCACCCGCUGUCAGCUCGAACGAGCACUUUUCGAGCAUGUCGGGUGCCUUUGUCAUCCAACACUACGCCGGUCGCGUGACGUACGAUGUUGACGGCUUCUGCGAGCGCAAUCGUGACGUGCUCUUCAAGGACUUGAUCAUGCUGAUGCAGUCGUCGUCGAGCGCCUUCAUCCGCUCGCUCUUCCCCGAAGACACCAACAAUGACGACAAGAAGCGCCCCACCACGGCCUCGACCAAGAUCAAGACCCAGGCCAACGAGCUUGUCGACACGCUCAUGAAAUGCACCCCGCACUACAUUCGCUGCAUCAAGCCGAACGAAACCAAGCAGGCACACGAUUGGGAUGCCAAGCGCUGCACCCAUCAGGUCCAGUACCUCGGUCUGAAGGAGAACAUUCGUGUCCGUCGUGCCGGCUUUGCCUACCGCCAAGUGUUUGACAAGUUCCUGCGUCGCUUUGCCAUUCUGACUCCCGAAACCUUCCCUCAUUGGAACGGCUCUCCGGUUGAAGGCGUCAAGUUCCUCCUCAACAAGGUCGACAUGGACAACUCGCAAUGGCAGCUUGGUUCGACCAAGAUUUUCGUCAAAAAUCCCGAGUCGCUCUUCUUGCUGGAAGAGCUGCGCGAGCGCAAGUUCGACGCGUUCUGCCGCAAGAUUCAACGCGCCUUCCGCCAGUAUCGUGCCCGCAAGCACAUGCACGAGCUCAAGCAGAAGGCUACCGACAUUCUCUUUGGCAAGAAGGAACGCAGGCGAGGCAGUCUCAACCGCAACUUUGUCGGCGACUACAUUGGCUUCCAGGACAACCCAGCGCUUCGUGCAUUGCUACCCAAGAAGGAGCGUGUCGAGUUUGCCUGCGACGUCAUGAAAUACGACCGUCGCUUCAACGGCCAAAAGCGAGACCUGCUGCUUACAUCGCAGGCCUUGUACUUGGUUGCAUUGGAGAAGGUGCAAAAGGGUCCCGAGAAGGGCAAGCUCGUGCUGGAGGUCAAGCGCCGCAUCGAGAUGGCGCAAAUCUCUGGCGUAACGCUCAGCCCGUUCCAGGACGAUUUCGUCAUUCUGCACGUCCCGAGCGAGUACGACAACGUGUUUGAGCUCAUCUUCAAGACCGAGUUCCUCACCACGCUCAGCGACAAGUACUUGGCCGCCACUCAACGGAAGCUCACCGUCAACUUUUCGGACAAGAUCCAGUACACUGUCAAGAAGGGUGGCUUUAUGGACAGCGCCGGUACUCGCAUGAUUGCCUUCUCGUACGGCCAGGGCGAUCUCGCCAUUGUUAAGCCCGGUGGCAAGGGUGGUAUUGUGACGAUUGGCCAAGGUUUGCCGAAGGAUUCUCGUCCCAACUUCCAACCUGUGGCUCGCCAAUCCGCUCCCCGUGGUGGCGGCGGCGGUGGUCGUGGUCGCGCUCCUCCGGCUCCUUCUGGUGGUGGUGGCGGUGCUCCCCCGCCGCGUGGUGCUGCUCCGCCUGCUCGUGGUGCUCCCCCGACGCGCGGUGGCAUGGCUCCCCGUGCACCCGCCCCACAAGCACCCGCCCCACAACAACAAGACGACCAGGAGGAUGACGCUCCUCCGCCGAUGCGCGCUGCCCCACCAACCCGCGGCGCUGCUCCGCCCAUGCGCGGCGGCAUGGCUCCCCGUGGCGGCAUGGCCCCCCGUGGUGCCCCCGCUGCUGCUGCUGGCGGCCCUCCGAGCGGCGGCCCGACCCGAGGUGGCUUGGCUCCGCGCGGCGCGCCGGCCUCGGCUGCCGGUGGCCCACCCGGCGCUGGUCCGGCUCGUGGCGGAAUGGCUGCGGCUGGCCCUCCUCGCGGCGGUGCUGCUCCUCGUGGACGUGGUGCCGGCCCGGCAGGCCCUGGUCGCGGCGGUGCAGCCGGUCCCGGCCCCGCCCGUCCCGCGCCCAAGGCCGUCCCGCAAUGCCGUGCCAUCUACGACUACACGGCCAAUGACACGGACGAGCUCGCGCUCACCACUGGCGAUGUGGUUGAUAUUUUGAACAAGGACAACCCCGGCUGGUGGCAAGGCCGUGUCGGCAACCGCAUUGGUCUCUUCCCCUCCAACUAUGUUGAGAUGGUUUAAGUCGAUAGUGUGGUGUCUUUGUGUCUUUGUGUGUGAGCGUGAGUGUGUGUGUGGAUGUGUGCAAGAUCGAUCGACCAAUUUGUCUGUCCCUUUUUGUGUGUGUGUGUGCGUGUGUGUGUUUGUGAUGCCUGUUGUUUUGUUGGUAAUGACGGUUGGCUCAAAAAAAAAAAACCUCCCGUCUUCCUGUGAAUGAACUUUCAAACAAUGUGAAUGAACUUGCAAACAAUGUAC